Messenger RNA from Drosophila rhopaloa, 3144 nucleotides. RefSeq lists its product as uncharacterized. Gene Ontology annotation, cellular component: extracellular exosome; motile cilium. The record is from RefSeq and is a predicted model, not a curated record. The coding region runs from base 26 to 3073 and encodes 1015 amino acids. Gene Ontology annotation, biological process: cilium assembly; cilium movement. Gene Ontology annotation, molecular function: protein binding. NCBI's taxonomy places the organism in Eukaryota, Metazoa, Arthropoda, Insecta, Diptera, Drosophilidae. The transcript has 7 exons.
CACAAUUCAAAAGUUUGAAUGAAAAAUGCCGCCAAAAAAGGCGAAAAAGGGGGCGUCGAGCAAGCCGGAUGAGGAUGUGGGCAUCCAUCCACCGCCGCCGAACGUGUUCCUGUACAUCCAGCUGGCCAACAUCGCCAAUCUGCCCACAACGGAGCACCGUCUCGAGAUUCACAUCAGCCAAGGCGACAGCCUGAUCGUCAAAUGCAACGAGCACUACAACACGGAUGGGAUCAUAAUCCAGUCCGAAUUCUACGAGAAGCCCACAUUCACGCUGAUCUUCCAGCAGGACAAUGUGGAUAGGAUCAAUCAUGCGGCCGACAAUCCUCUCCUGAUUCAACUCUACAUGCGGGUGUUUCCCCCAAAGCGGAACUUUUUAUUGGACACGGAGGACGAGAUGCUGGAGGAGGAGGGGGAGCAUGAUGAUGUGGUAGACUCCGAUUUCGUCUUAUCUACGGUGCAAACAACGGAGCAGGAUGACGAUUUCGAGGCCAGGGAGACGAUAAAGUUGGUACUGCUCUGUGUGGGCUAUCUGGAUGUGAUCAAGUUGUUUGGCCACCGACGCAGUAUGAUCUCCGAACAGCUCUUCCUCUAUCCCAUGCCGGAUGUGCCCAACGAACUCCGCUGCACCGUCCACACCGAUUGGCACCUCUACACCCUGCUGCCCAUCGCCAAGAAGCUGACCUUCACCAACAUGGCCUUCGUGACCUUCGAGAGCAUCUACAACCUGAAGGAGGAGUACAUUCUGGACAUGGAUUCCCUGCGGUUGCGCCUGAGUUUCCGAUCCCGGCUGCCCAGCGACCGCAAUGACUAUACCUUCAUCCCGCUCUGCGAAUUCGGGAACCUGGAGCGGAAGCUCAUCAGCUCGCAGGACAAUCAUCAUGUCUUCGAGUCCUUUCGGCAAAGCGUGUACCCUUGGAACGUGACCGGCCUGAAGUCCGCCAUGGAGGUGGAAAUGCAUCAAAUCUUCUCGGAACUUUUUUACUCGGAGGGCCUGACGGUGGACUUUGAGGAAAUCGAACAGAGUGCGGACGAGGCGCUCGUCUGCAACUCCUUCCAUCGCUUUAUCCUCACACAGCAGAUGGCAGACAUCCUGUCGUUCGCCAUCACCUGUCAGCAAUAUGUCCUGGCAGUGGAGGUGUUCCAAGCCGCAGGUGGUGCCAAGCCACAGAAAGUCUUCCAGGGCGUUCUCGAUCCGUCUAUUAUGGCCUUUCCGGGGGUGCAAAACAUGAGGUUCGCUGUCCAGCUGGACUACCUGGGCAAGCUUAAAGCCAAGAGGCAGGUGAGCAUAUUGAGCGGGAAGAGCUUGGACCACCAAAAAGUCCAGCCCACUUUUGCCAUCAUCAAGUUGUGCCUGCUGGCGCCGAUUGGGGAGAUCUACAAGGAGCUGAAGGUGUUCCGCGACAGCUUUGUCCGGCAAAAUCGACUGCUCUUCUGCGAUCCCUCCUACGUUCCCCACAGAGCGCUAUCCCUUUCGGAGAUCCAAAUGGAGUCCUAUGCCCGCUUCGACAAGUUCAUCCGGGAUUGCGUAGCCUUUAUUAUCGACAAGAAGGUGAUGAAUAUUGAGGACAAAAAGCAGCACUUUUGCUGUGCCGUUCAAAACCUGACCAACAUCCUGAUGAAGUUGGUGGGCAGUGUCUACAAUACGAGGACUCCCACGAGUACGAGCGUGGAGUUUGCGAAUCUCUGCGCUAUUGCCUACAAUGAUUUGGAACCGCGUGUCCAUUCGAUUGUGGAGGAGAUUGAGAACGAGGGCUUCGAGAACUAUACGGUCAAUAAGCAGAUCCAGAUAGACCGAAUCAUCGACUACUUGAACACCAUCAAGCUGCUCCAGUUAGUGAAAGAUGAUAGCCUGGGUAAUCUUUUGCUUGAGAAGGCUACCACCGAGUAUCCCAGUGACGAACGCUUUUGGUUCUACAUGCUUAUCGCGAACAUGGAGCGUGGCGAUCUCGACAAGGCUAAAAUGUACUUCACAAAGAAUCACCUGGCGGACACCCACGACUAUUUUGCGGGCUGGAUCAAAUUGUACAUCAACUAUGUGGACACACGGAAUAAUCCGGAAACAUCGGCCGACUGCACGGAGUGUCUUUUGAAGAGCAUCACCAACUACGCUGAGAAGAAUACUCGGCAGCAGGAUGCCUGGAUCCUGCUAUAUUGUUAUUACAAGCGAUUUAAGUACGAACCAGGCUGUGCCUUUGCCCGCUGGCGAUUCGAGGAUCAGCACACGACCAGUCGGGUCAGCUCCUCCAAUGCUCCGCACAGCCUUUGGGGUCUUUGCCUGUCCAUGGAGAUAACACUUCCUCCUGGUCGAGGAACCCUCUUCUACGAGGUCUUCAAGAUCUUUGUGCGCCUGGGCCUCUACGAAUUUGCUCAGGUCGUUUUUGCUGCCGUGGAGCAUCUGGUUAAGGAUGCGGAUCGGUAUAUGAUCAACACACAGUUGGCUAUAAUGCUUAACCAAAUCGAUGAGGACUUUGUGCCACAGAGUUUUGAAUUUGGAGAAGGCGAAGAAGCUGAUCAACAAACUGCCAUGAAUGCCCAGAUCAAUGGAAAUGUGGAGUUCCUUCGUGGAAACCUGCAGGAGGCAGCUCUCUACUACGAGUGCUGCCUGACCUUGCCGCCCCCAGAGAAGUACGAGCGCGAUUUAUUCGAGGUCAGCCGACUGCGCCUGGGAUACAUAUCCUACGAACUGGGCGACUACCACAAGUGCAUCGAAGCCCUCAACUUCACGUUCGGUGGAGGGACGCUGACCCUCGUCGCAGACUACAUGAUAGGAAAAGCGUACUACAAAUUGGACCACUUGGAGAUGGCGCUUCAGUGCUUUGCCAAAUCCACCCGGAUUGACACCCAUGUGCCCAACGUUUGGGGCUUUCUGGCGCUUAUCAACCUGCGACUAGGCGAAAAUUACAAGGCCAUCGAGUGCUGGAAGUACGCCAAGAUAGAGCCAAACCGAUCGAUUGAUGACCUUAUGAUCUACGAGGAAUUGGAUGCCAUCGACUACGAUUCCGUUGAAUUGUACAUCGAUAUACCUAGUCGGUUGAGCGAGGACAUCUUCGAGGAAUCGCUGUCAGGCGGGUAAUUUCUAUAUAUUUUGUGUGUGUUUUGCGCUGUGAACUCGAACCCAUAAAGUGCAGCAUUCUGGCUGCUCUG